AUGGAAAUCGCGCUAAAAAUCGCUGAAGUCGCUUGGAAAAUCAAAGUUCUUGUCGACAAUGUUCGAGCAAAUAAUAAACGAUGUCGACGUUUGAACGAUCGAAUUUCGGUGCUUGUUCCAUUGAUUCAACAAUUGCACGGAAAAAAAGCACUGACAAACAAAUAUACAGCAGCAUUGGAACGGUUACUCGUAUGUGUUGAACGUUGUUAUGCAUUUAUAAAGAAAUUUACAGAGAGUAAUUGGUUUGUUCGAGUUUAUGAUCAAGCAUGUCAUCGUGAUACAUUUGAUGAAUUGAAUCAAACGCUUUAUUCAUGUGCCACAGAUUUAAAUUUAGCCUUAGCUGUACAAAACCAUUUCAAGGGUGAACAGGACGAAAUCGAUCGACAUGAUGAUCGAGAAUUUUUAUCAAAGAACUUCGACAAGAUCAUUCGCUUACAAAGUGAAUAUUCACAACAACAUCAAGUUCAACUAGGCAAUAUAGAGCGCAUGUUUCAAUCAUUGGUCGAUAAUAACAAACAGAAUCUUGAGGCACUGAUGGAUGGUUACAAACGACAACAAAUGCAUGAAGAAGAGAAACUCUUCAUCCAUGUACAAUACAGUCAAGUUAUACUUGAACAAUUGAUCGCAAGUGCCAGUUCGGGUAACGUGUACAAAGGACGAUGGAGUAAUUCGAAAGUUGUCGUCAAAGAACUAAAGAUUUCUGCCAUGAAAGGACAUGAACAAGAAGAAUUUGUCAAAGCCGUAGCGAUUCUCACGCGUAUUCGUCAUGAAAAUAUUGUGCAACAUCUUGGUGCCUGUAUUGAAGAACCGGAUCGUUAUCUUGUUCUUAGUGAGCUGAUGCCUUUGGGAUCCUUGAAUGCCAUUUUACGAGACAAAGCAUUAGAAUUCACUUGGACCGAUCGUUGGUCCAUUGCUAAACAGAUUACCAAUGCUAUUCUCUAUCUUCACACGUAUUGCUCACCGCCGAUUAUUCAUAAAGAUAUCAAAUCAUCAAAUAUUCUUCUGGAUUAUUAUGGCAGUGAUCGUCGAAGAUAUCGGGCGAAAAUAAACGAUUUUGGAUUAGAUCAAAUUCAUGGUAGUGUUGGAACUCUAGCUUGGUCUGCACCUGAAACUUUGCGAACGAUGAAUCGACGCGUGUUCAACACAGUUAGUGAUGUUUAUAGCCUGGGUGUGGUUAUGUGGGAAUUGGCUACGGGUCAAGUACCUUAUGCGAAUCAGUUACCUGGAGAGAUCAUCCGUCAAAUUUGCGAAGGUCAACGACUACCUAUCUCGUAUGAACAUAUUCCACGAAUGUUUGCCAAUAUUCUUUAUCAAACAUGGAAUGAGGACGUAGAAGAACGACUCUCUUGUGAACAAGUAUACGCUCGUCUAGUCAUCGGCUCAAAAAGAGUUGAUUCCAAUGCAGAUUUGUGGCCUGAUACUGUUAAAUCAUCAACUAUUCAUCUUGAUCCACCCAAUGUUUUAGAUCAUCUUUUGACGUUGAAAUAUCAAUCGGAUCAACCAAUUGAACAUCGCAAUAUACAAGCAAUCACUGAAGCUGCCAAUGAACUGUACCAUUUGACGAAAAGUAAUCCGAAACCGAUUCCAGCAACUUAUUUUGAACAUUUGAUCAGCAUUGGUGAAUCAUUUUUGGAAACAAAGACUGAUGUCAAUUCGUACAUCAAUGCGACUUGUCGACUAAUAGAUCUCUUCGCUCAAAAGCCUUCGAUGAAUGCAAUUAUUGUCGAACAAGGUGGUGUUGUCUUUCUCCUUCAUGUGAUUCAAACCUUUGCUGAUACAGAUCAAACUAUAGUGAAACGAGCAGGUGAUGCUCUCAACAAAUUGAAUAGCGACAUUCAAAAUGAUUCAUCAAAAAGCAGCCAGGUUCCCACUCAAACUAAGGCAGAGACGAAAAAGCAGAAUAGAUCAUCUCUAGUGGCGACAAAUACCGAUGACUCUGAUCCAACAAUCGUCUUACGACAAGUAACGAAGCAAGUCCAGCUGGAAGGUCGUGCGGAUCAACGUGUGUUGACGAUGAUUGAAGAUUUACUUGAAAAUACACAGGAUGAAGUUGACGAGAAAGUAUCACAUAAAAAGAAGUCCAAGAAAAAGUCUUCGGAAGAUAAAUGGCGCAUCGGGCAUCUCUUUGGCAAAAAAAGUUCUGCGCAAAAAAAAUAG
Molecule: messenger RNA, 2157 nt
Organism: Rotaria sp. Silwood1
Lineage: Eukaryota; Metazoa; Rotifera; Eurotatoria; Philodinida; Philodinidae
Source: the annotation of a GenBank genome assembly